Molecule: messenger RNA, 528 nt
Organism: Suillus clintonianus
Lineage: Eukaryota; Fungi; Basidiomycota; Agaricomycetes; Boletales; Suillaceae
Product: isoprenoid synthase domain-containing protein
Exons: 3
Source: RefSeq, a predicted model, not a curated record
AGUAUUAAUGACUACCUGAAGCUCAGGUGGGACACAUGUGCCGUCAAAUCUGCUCUUGCAGUAUGUGAAAUGGACAUGGAGCUUCCUGAUGAAGUGUUCUACCAUCCCGUCAUCGUGGACCUGGUUGACUGCAUCACAGAGUUGUGUCUGAUCGACAAUGACAUGAUCUCGUACAACAGAGAGCAAGCGACUGGGGAUGGGAACCAUAACUUGAUAACUGCCAUCAUGUUGGAACUCAGUCUCGACAUAAACGGCGCGAUGUCUUGGGCGACACGCUAUCACGCCGAUAUACAAAAAAGAUUUAUCGAUGGUCUAGCGAAGGUACCUUCAUGGGGACCAUCCGUUGACGUCCUUGUCAAGCAGUUUAUUGAUGGGAUAGCAAUUUGGGCUCGUGCACAACAUUGUUGGAGUUUUGAGGCCCAAAGAUACUUUGGCACUAGGGGCCCAGAGAUACAGCAAACUAAGCUUGUCACAUUGUUGCCAAAAGUCAAGUGCAAACACACAUCUAUAGCGGCCAAGGUCAAUGUU